GAAACGCUAAACCCUAUCAUUUCCUUCCGUGUGAGCCAUUUAUAGUCCACGUCCGACAUAUCCUGUCCCUCAUUCGUAGUUGAGUCGUCCUGUCGAUCGGUUCGCGGUGGUUCCGUCGUCGUCGUCGUUGUCGCCAACGUCGGUUCCCUACAGCCGGUUUGCCCACAUUGUAUUCUCCUCUAUGGCUGUAUACGGUGUGUGCAUUUGGUUGGAGGUUGUUUGACUAUUGCGGUGGAUACCUAUAUCGAAGUGCGUUCAAAAGCCAAUAUUUGGCCUUUCUUCCAGUUCCAGCAUAGCGACUACAUACCUACCUAGUGAGAAGUGUGUUUGGUCUCUUUUGGUCGAACGACCGACAGCAUUUUUGACCGCGGUGAUUGUUAAACACAGGGGUCAUUUUCUGGGCGGGGAACCAAUAUAAUUAAUUGAGUGUAGGAUUUCGAGCAAAUGCUCGGAGGCGGAAACGGAAGAGGAGGAAUCUGAAAGUGGUAUAGCUCUUUCAAUAUGUACGUGCUUUGCAAACAGCUAAAAAAUGACACUGAAUCGUGUGCAGCAUAACUAGGUGAAGGCCGAGUCAGGGAGGACUUGCCGAAAUAAUGUGAUAGCCAGCUUAGUAUACAUGUACCGCGGAAAAGGAUAUUGCCAAGGAAAAGACAGAGCGAAAAAUUGAAAGUGUGAUAAAUACCAUCGAUCGGGGGUUUGUGUAAGCUGUAGCUGACCAUCAGGACAGGAUAAGCACCACCACUGGCACUGGCUGGGAGUGACCGAAGCAGACCCGUUCCACAAUUCGAUUGUUUCCGGAAAGACAAAUCAUCCAACCGUUGAGUGUCGUCUAACACAUCAACACAUCGAAAUCGCUUGAUGCACAUAACGCCGGCUGAAUGGCGUCGCCUGUGGAGACAUCGGAGAAUCUGCAGGACUGGGAAUAUGUCAAGCAAGGAAUUGCACUAUGGCUUAACAAUCAACCGAAAGCGGCCGAGGAAAGCUUCCACAAUCGGGAAUCCAGUGUGCACAUCGUGGCGGGCCACACAUUCAUCUCUUUCAUGAAUGCCGUGAUUUCGUGGGAAACGGAAAAGAUGAACGAAGCCCAAUCCAAGCUGCGGGAGCUGGAGAAAAAGUGUGCCGGCGACAUUGGCUGGAUCAAAACCAUGCGAACGAAACUGUUCGGUAGCUACGAGCCUCGAAAGUCCCUGGCCGAUGCCCUUGAAGAGCAGAUAAUCUUGGCCGACACCCAACUGUGUCUGGCCAUUCUGGUGUCCCUCAGCCAAGACAUUGGUGGUUUCGUCAAGGGCGGUUGGCUGUUGCGAAAAGCGUGGAAAGUAUACCAGCACACGUACAGUCAAAUCUAUCAGCUGUACACCAAGACGCUAACGUGUGAAAGUAUACCGCAGGCGCCACUGAGACACCAAAUGGGAGCUUCAAUGUUGGAAUUAGGCACUCCAUCGUCCGUGGAUUGGACGGUGCCCAACUCGGUGCUGCCGACUCCCAGUCUCAUAGAUGAUAAGCAAAUUCACCUUACCAUCAACGGUUGCCCUUCGAUGGACGACCUCAGGCGGGAGAUUUCCAAAUCGCGCACACAGUUUUUCGCCCAAACCUUAAAUGGGGAAACGAAACCUUCCGAAUCGACUGCAACGGAUCACAUAACCAACGGAGGUGAAACUAGCAGUUCAAGCACUACCACCGGAAGUUGCGGUAGUGUCAAGCGGAGUUUUACCACCCAAUUCGAAGGGGUUGACCUGUCGGCGACAUGUUCCAGCGGAAAUGGCAGUAGCAUUACACCACAAAGUGCCUCUAAUGUGUCCAGCAGCAGUGAAUCCAUUACGGAACCAGUGGUGGUGAAACAGGUUGUGAAGCGAGAGACGUUGAAGUUGGACAUCGAAGGAGUUAAGUCAAAGCGACGAUUGAAUGGACUCAACGGAUUGAAGCCAGUGAGGCCACCUCCUGAGCCAGCGAAUCACGAAGCAGGGGAAACCACCACAGACGACAUCACCCAAAUUGACCCGGAAGACGUUCGACGACUGAUGGGUGCCGUCAGCUUCGGAUACGGUGUAUUCCAGCUGAGCAUUUCGCUCCUUCCGCCAAGUUUGCUGAAGGUCAUUAGCUUUCUGGGAUUCGAAGGUGAUCGAACGAUGGGCGUUGCCUGUUUAAUGCAUUCCAGAACAAGUGUAGAUAUGAGGGCACCCCUCUCAACGUUGGCAUUGCUUUGGUACUACACCAUAGUGACGCCAUUUUUCGCGCUGGAUGGAUCGAAUUUGAAAUUCGAGAUCUGCUCAGCGCAGGAGCUGAUCGAAGAGUCUACCGAGUUUUCCAAAUCUUCACUGUUCUUAUUCUUCCGUGGGCGAGUGGAACGAUUGAAGUCCAACAUCAAGGAAGCCAUAUUGGCAUACGAGUUUGCUUAUCGCGCUUCCGCCCAACGAGAAAUCAAGCUAUUGUGCUUGCACGAGAUCGGUUGGUGUCGCCUGAUCCAGCUGGACUACGGCACGGCAAUGAACAACUUCAAAGAUCUACGCCGAUGCAGCCAAUUUUCCAAGAGCUUCUACGCAUACCUAACGGUCAUCUGCCAGGGGUCGCAUGGUUACUUCGACGAGCUGACCAAGUGGCGAGCGGAGAUCUCCGAACUGAUCAACCGUUCCAGCCAGAAAGAAUCCCAAAUCGAGAAGUACAUCUACCGGAGGUGCCAAAAACUUCCGAAAGCCGACACAGAAUCCGAGAAGUUCGACUGUGGCUACUGGCGGCUGUUGGUGUACGAGAUGCUUUUCAUGUGGAACGCUUUGAGCAGCUGCAGUGAAGAAACUUUGAAGGUGAUCAUAGAGGAUUGUGGCAAACUUGGAGAUGAAUCGUCGGAACCAUCGCUGGGCUUGAGACAGCUAAUCUUGGGCGCAAGUUUGUGCUGUGCGAAGCGGUACGAUGAGGCAAUCGAUGCCUAUCGAGCGUGCAUUGCAAUGCGGAACGACGAACCGCCACUUCAGCAGGAUGUGCACAUUUCCGCGUUUGCCCACUACGAGCUGGCAAUGUUGCUACUGAGAGAGCAGAGCAGCGAGGCAAAUGCCGAAGCCAAACAGUUGCUUCUACACGCACAGCAAACCUACAGGAGCUUCGAUUUCGAUAAUCGCAUUAACGUCCGAAUACAUUCGAUUCUGAGAAAGCUUAAUUAGGUGUAUGAUUGGAGUUCAGUGCUUGGGGAUUUGAUUGAUUUGUUUCUAUUAAGACUGCAUAAAAGAAGCUUCACUUCGAUAUCAUGAAAUUGCAUCAUAAGACUCAUCGAUGAUAAAUUAUAUAAACUUUGGAAUACUCAACUGGUUCCUUAUAAAAUUUAACAAACAUUUUUAAUAAAUCAUACAAUUCGGUAAAAUCGUUCAUCCAUUCAUUAGUUUUCUCCUCGUGAUUCAUUGGUGCCUUAUUUGAUCGAAGAACCACCAUCCAAUAACUAGCAAAUCACAUUUUUGAACCUAGCACCCGUUAAUCACGCUUGGGCGAUGAAGAAAACCACACUUACUAUUUCGGCUACCAUAAAAGCAAUUGAUGACAAAAUAAUUCAUAAAUUGAUAUAACAAACAAAAUGAAACCUCAUUGGAAGAAUUGAACAUGUUAAGUUUACUAUUAGACACCCAAUAGAGAGUAGAUAGGACGCAGCACCAGGACUUAACAAUAUCGGUGAACGGAAAUCUGGUUCGCAUACAAUACCAAAGCAGACAAAUAAUAAGCGACAUGACAAACGUUUAACAUGUGAUAAUAACAAAAUGGAUACUUAAUAAAAAUUGUCCUUGGCAGUAAAAUUUAGUAGCA
Molecule: messenger RNA, 3783 nt
Organism: Aedes albopictus (Asian tiger mosquito)
Lineage: Eukaryota; Metazoa; Arthropoda; Insecta; Diptera; Culicidae
Product: tetratricopeptide repeat protein 39C-like
Exons: 7
Coding region: 879-3152 (757 amino acids)
Biological process (GO): cilium assembly
Molecular function (GO): protein binding
Source: RefSeq, a predicted model, not a curated record